AAUGGCGCCUACCUAAUGUACUCGUGUGUUGAAUAUUUGUUUUUCAAUAAUUUAACUGUUUAAUUAUAGAUUCACUUAUAGUGUUUAGUUUAAUUUUAUUAGAUAGGUUGACAGUGAAGAAUUUUUACCAUAGUUUAUAUUGCGGCAGAAAAAAAUGGAUUCUGAAGUUGAUCGUAAACGCAAGAAGGAUAAACAUCACGAUGAUGACGAAAAUCGCAAAGAAAGUAAGUCAAGACGACAGAGAUCACGUUCGAAUUCACCAGGAAACAGACGAAACAAUGGUUCUCGACGAAAAAGAAGACAUUCAAAGUCGAGGUCUCCUGAUAUACCGAGGAAACAGGAGCGCGAUCGCGACCAACCGCCACCAGAUGCAGAGGUGAAGAAAGAAGGCAGAGAACGGAAGAAUAAAGACACAGACAUGGUGAACACCAGGACCGGAGGGGCCUACAUCCCCCCCGCGAGGCUGCGCAUGAUGCAGGCCCAGAUCACCGACAAGUCUUCAAUGGCCUACCAAAGAUUGGCGUGGGAAGCCCUGAAGAAGUCUAUUCAUGGGCAUAUCAACAAAAUUAACGUGGGCAACAUAGGCAUCAUCAUUAAAGAGCUUCUGAGAGAAAACAUAGUCCGUGGUAGAGGUCUGCUGUGUCGAUCAGUUAUUCAAGCACAGGCUGCUUCACCCACAUUCACCAAUGUGUAUGCUGCUCUGGUGGCCGCCGUCAACUCUCGCUUCCCCAACAUUGGUGAACUGCUGCUCAAAAGACUCGUCAUACAGUUCAAGAGAGGCUUCAAACGUAAUGACAAACCCUUGUGCAUAUCUUCAGCUUCAUUCAUAGCUCAUCUUGUGAAUCAACGGGUAGCUCACGAGAUUCUGGCUCUGGAGCUGCUCACGCUACUAGUGGAGACUCCCACCGAUGAUUCUGUUGAAGUGGCCAUUUCAUUCCUGAAAGAAUGUGGACAGAAACUGACUGAAGUAUCAUUGAAGGGAGUGAAUGCUAUAUUUGAGAUGCUCCGGAACAUUCUGCAUGAGGGGCAGUUGGACAAGAGGGUGCAGUACAUGAUCGAGGUGAUGUUCCAGGUGUGGAAGGACGGGUUCAAGGACCACCCGGCCGUGCUGGAGGAGCUGGAGCUGGUGCCUGAGGAGGACCAGUUCACUCACCUGUUGAUGCUGGACGAUGCCACCGAUGCACAGGAUAUCCUGAAUGUCUUCAAACUUGAUGAGAAGUAUGAGGAAAAUGAACAAAAGUACAAGAAUUUGUGUAAAGAGAUACUUGGCUCUGAUGCUGAGUCCGGGGAUGAGGAUGGCUCUGGCUCUGAGAGUGGCAGUGAGGAGUCUGGUGAGGACGAGGAGGAAGGAGAAGCCAAGCCUGUCACCAUCAUUGACAACACAGAAACCAACUUGAUAGCUCUACGAAGAACAAUCUACUUGACCAUCAACUCCAGUUUAGACUUUGAGGAGUGCGCCCACAAGCUGAUGAAGAUGCAGCUGAAGCCCGGGCAGGAGGUGGAGCUCUGCCACAUGUUCCUGGACUGCUGCGCUGAGCAGAGAACCUACGAGAAGUUCUACGGCCUGCUAGCACAGAGGUUCUGUAACAUUAACCGGAUAUACAUUGCUCCUUUUGAAGAGAUCUUCAAAGAUUCAUAUGGCACCGCACACAGACUGGACACCAACAGGUUGAGGAAUGUCAGCAAGUUCUUUGCUCAUCUCCUAUUUACUGACUCCAUUAGUUGGGAAGCUCUGGAGUGCGUCAAGUUAAAUGAGGAAGACACUACCAGUUCAAGCCGUAUUUACAUUAAGAUCCUAUUCCAAGAAUUGGCUGAAUACAUGGGCCUGAAGAAGUUGAAUGACAGAUUGAAAGAUCCGACACUUCAAGGAGCCUUUUCCGGGAUAUUUCCAAGAGACAACCCAAAGAACACUAGGUUCUCCAUUAAUUUCUUCACUUCGAUUGGUUUGGGAGGAUUAACAGAUGAGCUGAGAGAACACUUGAAACAAAUGCCUAAGAAUCAGCCGCCGCCGGCGCAGAUCAAGGUGGCGAGCGACUCGUCCAGCUCCAGCAGCUCGUCCAGCUCCGACUCCAGCUCCAGCUCCGAGUCCGACGACGACGAAGACUCAAGCAAAAAGAAGAACAAAAAGAAGAAACAAUCGAAAACACCCAAGACACCUGAACCUGAAGGCAAUGACAAGGACAAAGACAAGGAACGGUGGGGCCAUGACGGCUUCUACGAUACUUACGGGAAAGACGCGCGACGCACCGAGCCCCAGCGGGACCGAGACAACUUUGUCAUACCCAGGGACAUGCGCGACAGAAACGCCAGCUCGUCCAGAAGAAUCGAGGAGAGACAGAGAGAGAGGAACGGAAUCGGAAAAGGACGCGACGAUAACAGAGAAGGAAGCGCCAGGCGAAGAGAUAAUGAGGAGAGACGAGACAGAGAAUUGGGACGCAAUGAGGAUCGGGAUGAUGAGAGUAGGUCAAGGCGACGGGAGCCAGACAAUGAUGAUGAACCAAGGCGCCGGCGGGAACAAAACAAGAAUGAUUCUAGAUCGAGGCGUAGAGAAGAAAAAGAUGAUGACGACCCACGGUCGCGCCGGCGGGAACAAGAUAAGGAUGAAUCUAGAUCGAGACGUAGAGAUGAAAAGGAUGAUGAUGAGCCAAGGAGACGGCAAGAUAAUGAAAGAGAAGAUAGACGAAAGGAUAAGAGAGAUGAUGAGGAUGACUCGAGAUCUCGGCGUCGGGAAGAAAAAGAUGAUGAGGAACCCAGGUCGAGGAGGCGAGAGUCUGAUAGAGAAGAUAGAGACACAGGUAAAAUAAAGGAUAAGAGAAAUGGUGAUGACGAUUCGAGAUCACGCCGUCGGGAUGAGAGAGAUGACGACGAACAGAGGUCUCGACGUCGUGAGCCAGAGCGAGAUGAAAGGGAAACCGAGAGGCGAAAAAACAAAGAUGAUGAUUAUGAAGAUUAUAGAAAGGCAAGAGAUUCGGACAAAAAUAGAGAUAUUAGGGAUAGUAGAAAUGGUGAUGAUGAUAGCAGGUACAGCAGCCGGAAAGAUAAAUCAAGAGAAGAUUACAGGGAGAAAAGAUGUGAGGAAUCAGAAGUCAGAGAUUACAGACGCUACUAUGGGGAAGAAGAUGCCAGCUCUAGAAGUCGUAACGACAAAGACGUAUCUGACAAAGAUAGUGACUCUGCUAGUGAUGACGAAAAGCAAUCAAAGAAGCGUGAAAAGAAAAAGUCUAAAAAGAAGUCGAGGUCGAGCGAAAGUGACGAUAGCGAAGGCGAGAAAAGGAAAAAACAUAAGAAAAAGAGUAAGAAGCGUGAAAAGGAGAAUGAAUGGGACAUCAAGAACAAGAGCGCGCUAGAUAAAGAAAGAAAGCCGAGUGUCCGGAGAGACACGAGGUACGAUCAGGACGCUGACGAAUGGGACAUCAGACGGGAGAGUAGCAUAAAGAGAGAAGUGCCCACAAGCUACUGGGGUAGUUAUAGUACUUCUAACAAAAAGCAGGACCGUUGAGAUGUAAAUAUCGUUUAGAUCUUAAAAUUGAAAAAUAGGAAAAACUGGUUUAUUUUGUAAGUUUCAUUAUUAGUAAAAUAAAUGUAUGAAUUUCAAAAUAA
Plutella xylostella (diamondback moth) is the source of this 3600-nucleotide messenger RNA. RefSeq names its product pre-mRNA-splicing factor nucampholin (gene ncm). Gene Ontology annotation, molecular function: RNA binding; protein binding. Gene Ontology annotation, cellular component: catalytic step 2 spliceosome. The record is from RefSeq and is a predicted model, not a curated record. NCBI's taxonomy places the organism in Eukaryota, Metazoa, Arthropoda, Insecta, Lepidoptera, Plutellidae. Gene Ontology annotation, biological process: mRNA splicing, via spliceosome.